AUGGAUUCUCAAGCUUCGAAGAGUGACCUGAAUAUGAAUGCGCCAUGCGAUAAAUGCAUGUGCACCCAAGACGGUAUAAAUUAUUACAAAACUUUGUCAUUGCGGCGAAACUGCGACAAUGCGGAAGUCAAGGAAGCAAAAUAUGGUAGUAAAGAAAGGCGAGACGUAUCGCACCGACGAAAUAGCGCGGUUAUUUCUUCCAGAUACCGACGAUGCGCCAUACGAUACAAUCCCGCGCGGCAAAAGAACGGAGGUGCUGAGGCGAUUUUCGCCUUAGCAGCUGAAGCGUACGACGUGCUUUCAGAUCCUCUUAGAAGGGCUGUGUAUGAUCAAUACGGUGAAGAGGGUCUUAAAAAUGGUGUGCCGAGACCAGAAGGAUUCGUGAAACCUUACGUCUAUCACGACGAUCCGAUGCGGACCUUUAGAGAAUUCUUCGCGACUGAAAAUCCGUACGACGAUCUCCUAAAUAUUCUAACAGAGCCUCAGCCUCUGCUUGAAUUUCCUGAGGGUCGGGGCGUAAAACGGAAGGAGGAGCCCUUGAUUAAAACCCUGUUUUUAACUCUCUCCGAAAUAUUUUUCGGCGGGAUAAAGAAAAUGAAGAUCCAGAGGUUGGUUUUAGUCGGUGACGAUAAGUCGACGACGUUGUCGAUGGAGAAGAUCUUGACGAUACCUAUUAAGCCGGGAAUCCCAGCAGGUACCAGAAUAGUAUUUCCAGAAGAGGGUGAUCAAGGUCCUACGAAGAUACCCGCGGAUGUUAUCUUCGUCACGGAGGACCGGCCUCACGAAACGUUCCGGCGAGAGGGCUCGGAUUUGUACACGACGGUCGAUAUCUUUCUGAGGGAGGCGCUGACCGGAACAGUGAUCACGCUCAAUACCGUCGACGACAGAAUUCUUCGGAUUCCAAUAACAUCGAUCGUUGCGUACGAAAAGCUAUUAUAAAAAUGCGUCAUGUUUUUUUUUCGCUCCUCUCUUUGUCUCCCUAUUGCAUUUUGCUCCACCAUCUCCAUAGAUAUCUUUCAGAUGAGAUCGUUUGAAACUCACAAAGGAUCUCGACAAGCAGUUUCAUAAAAAAUGACAUAAUUGCAGGGUUGGGUAGUGUCUAGU
Vollenhovia emeryi is the source of this 1104-nucleotide messenger RNA. Its product is annotated as dnaJ homolog subfamily B member 13-like. Gene Ontology annotation, molecular function: protein-folding chaperone binding. Bases 1 to 939 code for a protein of 312 amino acids. The record is from RefSeq and is a predicted model, not a curated record. Gene Ontology annotation, cellular component: cytosol. Lineage: Eukaryota; Metazoa; Arthropoda; Insecta; Hymenoptera; Formicidae. The transcript is spliced from 5 exons.